Neolamprologus brichardi is the source of this 2083-nucleotide messenger RNA. RefSeq names its product coagulation factor IXb (gene f9b). Gene Ontology annotation, biological process: blood coagulation; proteolysis. Gene Ontology annotation, cellular component: extracellular region. NCBI's taxonomy places the organism in Eukaryota, Metazoa, Chordata, Actinopteri, Cichliformes, Cichlidae. The record is from RefSeq and is a predicted model, not a curated record. Gene Ontology annotation, molecular function: serine-type endopeptidase activity; calcium ion binding.
AGCAAUCAGCCACUCGGUGCAUGUCGGCUGGCCACAGGCAGCCCCCACAGGAAAACAGAUGCACAGUUGUCAGAGACAAAAACAGCUGCAGUGGCGGAUGGUGACUGCUAAUUCCAACUGGUACUGAGGAAGAGGAGGCGGUGGACACACAGCCGGCAGACGAAGGUCGACCUGCAUGUGGCAACUGCCGCUGAACAGCGGGCAGAGUCAAUGCAUGCUGUUCUCCAGCGGGAGAGAUCGAUGGCUGGGGGAGUAAGAGGAUGUGGUGAGCAGUAAACUACACAAAUGAAGAGGAUCCAAACCCAGUGAGCUCUAACCCACUGUGAGGAUAAGACAGCUGGAGAACGUGAUGGACCGUGGACAGACACUGAGGUCUCCACACUGCUAAAGUGGAGCAUUUACCAUGCCGCUGACCGAGGAAGUUGAAGUACCACCGAUGGCCCUUUGGUUAGGAGCUGUGUUCGUGUCUCAGCAGACAGCAGACACCGUGCUGCAUCGUAAGCGCAGAUAUAACACUCCUUUUGAAGAAUUUAAACAAGGUAACCUGGAGCGGGAAUGUAUAGAAGAAAUUUGCAGCAUGGAGGAGGCCAGAGAGGUGUUUGAGGAUGAUGAGAAAACUAUGGAGUUCUGGGCAGGCUAUGUCGAUGGUGACCAGUGUAAGCCACCCCCCUGUCAGAAUGGAGGUGUGUGUAAAGAUGGGAUCAACAGUUAUCUUUGCUUGUGCCAACCAAACUUCAGUGGCAAGAACUGUGAGAUCGAAGUGAACAAGCAGUGUUUGGUGAACAAUGGCGAAUGUUCUCAUUUCUGUGUAAUGAAGGCUAAUCAAGCUGUGUGCAGGUGCGCAACUGGUUACAUACUUGGGCCAAACAAGAAGAGCUGUGAGCCAAUAGAGCCAUUCAGCUGUGGUCGUGUGAAUCUGUCCUCCAGCUCUCUCACCAGGUCCAUCCUAGAACCAAGAUCGUCAAACUUCUCCUACAACGAUACCCGAAACGAUUACUUCUAUGAUGAAGAUAUAUCAGAGUAUGAUUAUCUGAACCAUCCCAUGACCGACUCAAACCCGAGCAAUGACUCUCUGGACUCUGAGGCUGUGAUUGGCAGUCGACAUGUGAGAAGUGUCACUGAUACACCAAAAACAAAGACAGAGAUGUUGUCCUGGGGGUAUGCCACACUCCCCAACGUCACGACUCAAGAGAAAACUGACCAAAGAAUUGUGGGAGGAGAUACGGCCAUUCCUGGAGAGAUACCUUGGCAGGUGGCCCUGAUGUUCCGCCCAGACAGCGCGCAGAGAGCGCGGCCCUUCUGUGGAGGAUCCCUGCUCGCUGACUUAUGGGUCAUCACUGCUGCCCAUUGUCUGUGGAACAGCGAUGGCACAGAACAUAAAUUCUUCAUCAGAGUUGGUGAACAUGAUGUGAACCAAGAUGAGGGUCCAGAGCGAGACCAUGAGGUGGUCGAAAGGCAUCCCCACCACAUGUAUAAUUUCAAGACCUCACCAUAUAACCAUGACAUUGCGCUCCUAAAGCUUGGCAGUCCAGUGGACUUGUCCAACAAGCGGCGUCCCAUUUGCCUGGGCCCCAAAGACUUCAUACAGAACAUUCUGAGAGAAUCCACGGUCUCCCUUGUGAGUGGAUGGGGCCGGAUAAGGUUUCAAGGCCCCGAGGCCACCAAGCUCCAGAAGCUGGAAGUCCCCUAUGUGGACCGCACCAAAUGUAAACAGAGCAGCCGAGACCAUAUCACCCGAUUUAUGUUCUGUGCAGGCUUUGAAAGUGAACAGAAGGACUCGUGCCAGGGGGACAGCGGUGGGCCGCAUGCCACCAAUUACAAAGGAACUUGGUUCCUGACAGGCAUCAUCAGCUGGGGAGAGGAGUGUGCCAAAGACGGGAAGUAUGGCGUCUAUACCCGGGUCUCACACUACUACAAAUGGAUCAGUAACGUAACACAGAUCAACAUGGACAAUUAACAGGAUUCAUGACUCAGCUGUAAAAAUAAACAAGUAGCAUGUGUUGAGUUUAGCCCCCGAGGAAGUGAAUGAAGUGAGAAAUCCCCCGUGUUCUUUUUUAGUACCUCAAUAAAACAUAUCAACUUA